Elephantulus edwardii (Cape elephant shrew) is the source of this 1509-nucleotide messenger RNA. It is a transcript of the gene B3GLCT, whose product is annotated as beta 1,3-galactosyltransferase-like. Gene Ontology annotation, cellular component: membrane. Bases 1 to 1509 code for a protein of 502 amino acids. Lineage: Eukaryota; Metazoa; Chordata; Mammalia; Macroscelidea; Macroscelididae. The transcript is spliced from 14 exons. Gene Ontology annotation, molecular function: acetylglucosaminyltransferase activity. The record is from RefSeq and is a predicted model, not a curated record.
AUGACCCAGGACCUGCCAGAGCACCAGUCAGGACGCUUCCUGGAUGGGCAGGCACAGGAAAUGCUCACGAGUCAGUGCCGAGAAAUCUGGGCAACGCCAGCAGCUGCCUGCUCGGACGACUGGAGGAAAUCCAAUUUGGAGAAGAGUGGACAAUCGAAGAAAAAUGACCUAGAAUUGAAAAGGAUUGUAUUUGUCAUCCAGAGCCAGCGUAGUUCUUUCCACGUGAAGAGAGCCGAGCGGCUAAAGGCGAGCAUCCUCACACAGGCGUCUGAGCUCAGCCAGGACUACCCCAGCGUUGCCCUUCUCCAUCAGCUGGGAAAGCUAGAAGGCGCAUGGACCAUUCUACCGCUGUUACCACACUUUUCUGUAACGUAUAGCAGAAAUUCAUCAUGGAUUUUCUUCUGUGAAGAAGAGACAAGAAUACAAAUUCCCAAACUCUUAGAAAUGCUCAGAAGAUAUGACCCAUCUAAGGAAUGGUUUCUGGGAAAGGCCCUACAUGACGAGGAAUCAACGAUAAUUCACCACUACGCCUUCUCAGAAAACCCGGCGGUGUUUAAAUACCCGGACUUCGCUGCCGGCUGGGCCCUCAGUCUCCCGCUGGUCAACAAGCUUGCCAAGAGAUUAAAGAGUGACUCCCUGAAAUCGGACUUUACCAUAGAUUUAAAACAUGAGAUUGCUCUCUACAUUUGGGACAGAGGUGAGGGGCCAGCCCUGACCCCAGUGCCUGAGCUGUGUACUGACGCCACGGGGCCCCGCUGCGCCACCACCUUCCACUCCUUCCUGCCGCUCUGUGGAAAUCCAGUGAAAAAGGAGGAUAUCUUUGUGGCUGUAAAAACGUGCAAGAAAUUCCACAGUGACAGAAUUCCCAUAGUAAAGCGGACCUGGGAAGCACAGGCCGGGCCCAUCGAGUACUACAGCGACCGCGCGGAAGACUCCAUUCCCACCGUGGAUCUGGGGAUCCCCAACACGGACAGAGGUCACUGUGGAAAGACGUUUGCCAUCUUGGGGAGGUUCCUGAAUCACAGCCGUGCCAGAGCCCCGUGGUUGGUCGUUGUGGACGAUGACACGCUGAUAAGCAUCUCCCGGCUCCGGCACCUCCUCAGCUGCUAUGACGCCCGUGAACCCGUGUUUCUGGGCGAGCGCUAUGGCUACGGCCUGGGCACCGGUGGCUACAGCUACAUCACAGGAGGAGGCGGAAUGGUGUUCAGCCGAGAGGCCGUCCGGAGGCUCCUGGCCAGCCAGUGCCGGUGCUACAGCGAUGACGCGCCCGACGACAUGGUGCUGGGCAUGUGCUUCAGCGGCCUGGGCGUCCCGGCCACUCACAGCCCGCUCUUCCACCAGGCCCGGCCAGUGGACUACCCCCGGGACUACCUGGCUCACCAGGUCCCCAUCUCAUUCCACAAGCACUGGAACGUGGAUCCGGUGGAGGUGUACUUCACGUGGCUGGCACCCCGAGACCAGGGCGGAGCUGGGCAGGAGGCGGGUGCCCACUUUAAAGAGGAGCUGUGA